Molecule: messenger RNA, 4074 nt
Organism: Mycena citricolor
Lineage: Eukaryota; Fungi; Basidiomycota; Agaricomycetes; Agaricales; Mycenaceae
Source: the annotation of a GenBank genome assembly
AUAUGUCUCUGAGCGAUAUUGGAUAGCCCUACUCUCUUCCGCAACUGCCCACGCGCAGAGCAAGCCCCGCUUCUGCGAAAAGCUGGGCAGACAAUGUUUGCUGGGGCGUGUCCGCACCUGUCCGCGUAGUAGCGCGCAUCAACGGCAUGGCGUGUGUUGAUUGGUUGGAACCCAUCUACCGCGCAUAUACCAGGCAACGAGAGCUGUUCCUCGAUUGCUGGAACACAAUUAUAGCCUGUCGCUUCCUGAUCGAUUCGAUGUUCGGCGCAUCGGGUCCGUAACGAAUGUCAGUCGUUGGAGUGAUGCGGAUGGGCUGACUUCGUUUUGGAGGAAGCUAGGCAUGCAGAGGAGUGAGACUAGGACGUGAUUGUCCUCAAGGAAAAGAAAGAGAAGGGCAUGCUCCGUGGGUAAAUAUCGCCGUGGUUCGGAUAGUGACUGGUUUCCGCUACUUGCAAAGUUACGCUUGACGCAAUGGCACCACCCGCGGGGAUCAAGCAGAACAUCUGAGAAAUAAAGCAUCGGCUUCAUGUGCUGGGUUCGAGGUCGCGAGUGUCACUGGGCAAGCACAGCAAAGUACUUCGCACCAAGACAGUCCAGCUCCAUGCUGGAUUGGGGCUCCGGACCCGUCGGUGGUUAUUAUGUACGCGAUCCGGGAAGCAAGAACUGGUUUCAGGUCUGCAGGGCCUUCGCAGGAGUUGCCUAGACUACAUUCGUUCCGGAUGAGGAAGCGUCAAUCGGCCUGAAGUAAAGAGCAGUAGCAGUAGCAUCGGCCGGGAACAGUGAGUGACAUGGAGUUUUUUUUCGUGGAUUCCGCAUCCGCAGGACACGAGCGGACAGGUUCGUUGCGUUUCGUUUCGUUUCCUCGGGGUCGGGGACUAUCGGACCGGAGGAAAAGCGGCCUCGAAGGGUGGAGCAGGGAAGGUGAGGAAGGUUAUAAGUAAGCACAGAGUGCAUGGCUCUUCGAAGCGUCUGAAAGCCAAGUGUUCGCGUCGACGGAUAGGUUGCCGAAUGCCACACAACUCUAAGGCUCCCGGUCGCAGCGCACAGAGACCGCUGUAAAGAAGUGUCCGCUGGAGGAUGAAACUGCUGUGGCGUCACAAUGAGACUGACAUAGGCAGCUAGAUUCACACCCACACAGACACAUAGUGCAAGGCACACCGCACGCGUCGAGGAUCCAGACCCUCCACCGGACGUGUGGAAUGCACCCACCGGUGAAACUAGACGCGACUCAGGCGAGGAACAGGCGCGACAGGUGACAGCUGAUGGGUUUCCCACGCUCUUUCUCCUCGCCCACUUCAUCCGAAUGAGGGAACGAUAAGCCCUUUCCUAGCGGUUGGACCGAGCGCGACGUCGACGUGAGUAAUUGUCACCCGCAAUGCGACCCGCAUGGAGCAUGUGUGUACGUCUGAGUAUAAAGCAGCCCGUACGCGGGCCCGAAUGUGACGGAUUCGUAGAAUCCAAGUCGUACAUUCGUUUCCUUCUUUCCCUCCUUCACUCACUCACUCCUUUAUCCCCGAGCCUCUGCGAUGCGUCCGCCCACCUCUCUCUCUCCACCGCCGUCUUCGCAGCCAAUGUCGCUGCCAGAAUUCGCGUCCCUUGUCGAACGCGCACUCGCCCUCGACGCGCCGGGACCUUCGCUCGUGCUUGGGUCCCCUCCUCCUUCUUCUUCUUCUUCUGCGGUCGGGCUUCUCGCAACUCUCUCCACCUCCAGCUACUCCGCAUCCGCAUCCUCCUCCUCCUCCCACACUGCGACACCCAUCAGUAAAUCACGCACCCUCUUGACGCGCCUGAAACAUCGCUUCACGCUCGCUGCCCGCCCAUCGUUUCGGCUCGGCUUCUUUUCCGCGUCCACUGCCUCUCUGAUUCUCAAAGCACCGGAGCCGGAAUCGGAUAGUGAGGGCUUCGUGCCGUACGUGCCGCUUGUGGUGGCAACGGAGCGAGUCCAUCCUGGGGCCUCCCUGUCGUCCUGCGACACCUCCACCUUCACCUCAUCAUCUUCCACCUCAUCCUCAUCCUCAGCACUGUCCUUCUCAUCGUCAGAAUCCGCGUCCGCGUGCGCAUCCGACACCUCGACCUUCUCAUUCUCAUCCUCCGCAUACAUGCUACCGAAACCACCCGUGAAGCGAUGGUCGUCGACCUCCUCUCCUCGCCAGCGUGCACGAAGCCUCCGGGCCGUCCCCUCGAUCUCAGCCCUCUCCCUAUUCACCCUCCCCGCGUCGUUCACCGCACCCUCGCCCUUGCCCCCGCCUCCACCGCCCAAGUGUGCACGGGACCUUCCUCCGAUCAGACCCGUGCCCGCCGGGCCGAUCCCAGAGCCGCCCCGUGCUCGGUGCAUGGAUGUAUGCGCGCCGGUCUGUGCGGUCCCGCCGCACCCGUAUUCCGCUGGCUACGCCGGGACGGUUUACGGGUUUCAUGACGACGGGGUUGUCGACGACGGCGGUGAUGACGACGAUCUCUCGGAGCCGCUGCUGCCCGAGAAAGAGGGUGACGUUUCCGGAGACGAGCAAGAUGACGCAGAUGGAGACGCGCGAUCGCUACUCUCUGCCCUGGACGCCUUCCCCACGCCCCCGGUCACGCCACCGCGGCGCCACCGCGCGUCAUCGCCGUUUCCGUUCAAGACCCCCCCACGCUUGGCUUCGUCGGCGGGGAGCGUCAUGUCGGGUGUUUCGGAUGAAACGUGGUAUACUGCGUGUGAAGGGCUGGACUCAGUGUGAGUUUCGGCAUAUCGCGAAAUCACGUUCGCGUGUAAAUCAACUCAACUCUCCACAUCUCUUGGGCGCGUUCCCCCCUCCUCUUCGUCCCCGUUAGCUUGCAUUAUAAAAUAACUUAAUAAGAGGACGCUCAGCUGUAAGAGCGAGCUCGCUCUGCUCUGCUAUUGUUUGUUGUACCUCACUGUACACACAGGUUACUCUACGUGCGGUCGCACUCUCGUACGUCGCAUUUCGCACAUCAUACUCUCCUUGAAUCACUUGUUGUAUGUAACACACAUUGAAUUGAAUCCUGUUGCGGUUUAUCAGCGCCUAGAUAGAGCUGCGGCGAUCUUUCGCACAGAAGCUCCUCAUCUUCGGGCUAUCUCGGAUGCUCUUGACUCAUGACCCCGGAAUCCGAAAUGAUCGUAGGGCGGCGCCGAAAAAAAUACACUAGACGAAGUCCGCACCGCGCUCAAGCCAUCGCUUGCUUGCUUGAAUUCCCGCCAUCUUCGGCAGCAGCAGCACCAGCCGCAGCCUCGCUCCGUUUGAUCGCAGCAGCGCUAUCCAACACUUAGGGUUCGAUUCGAAUUCAAAUGCAAAACUGCCGCCGCCGCCCGCGAAAGGACACGGGAGAGCCUAGAACGGCGCGCAUGCGGCUAGUGGGAUUCUUGAAAAGCAGCCCUGGGUUGAGAAGAGGCCGAUCAGAACAGUUGUGUCCUGCUGCUGCUGCUGCUGCUCCACCGACCCUGAUAGAAUGCUCUCGAGGAUCGCCGUGCUGCUCUUCCUCGUGGUGGGCAGGGCGUAUUCGGCACCGGUGGAUGCGAGUGUCGAUGCAUCUCCGCUAGCGACGUAUAGCGGGGACGGGACGUUCUACGUGCCUGGACUGGGUGCUUGCGGGCGAGUUAACCGGAGAGGGGACCUGAUUGUGGCAGUAGGACACGGCAUGUUCGAUUCCUACCCCGGCGCUUCGAAGGUCACGAAUCCCAAUCUAAACCCCAUUUGCGGUAAACGCCUCAAAGCCACCUGUGCGUCUCCUCUCCCGUCCGAAUUUCAUUAGGCUUGUUGGGAACACUCAUGCCUGCCUACAACCCCCAGAUCGCGGGAAAUCAGUCACCGUGACCGUGGAGGACCGUUGCGCAGGCUGUGCGGGUGCGGCCGAUCUAGAUUUCACGGAGGCUGGAUUCAGGAAGCUCGCGGCGCUGGGGGUGGGCCGGAUAGAGAACGUGCGGUGGAUCUGGGUUUGAGCACGCCACUGGUCAGGAUUCUUCAUGUUGGCUCGUGCGCAGAGCACAGCGAUGGUCGGAUACUGCUGGGAAUAGAUAGAAGAGUGCCGCGUAUAGUCAGACCAGAUUUCAUGAAUGAAUGCUCUGCGGAUGUGGAUCAA